Messenger RNA from Physella acuta, 1450 nucleotides. RefSeq lists its product as uncharacterized. NCBI's taxonomy places the organism in Eukaryota, Metazoa, Mollusca, Gastropoda, Physidae. The record is from RefSeq and is a predicted model, not a curated record.
CGACUUGAUUAAGUAAACAAACGGUCCGACAAAUGUAUCGUUAUUGAGAGCUUUGUAUGAAGGUCACAGAGACUUAACUACUUGUGUACGAAAUCAAAUCAUCCUGUUGUCCAGCUAAGAUUUGAACUAUCAGCGUACUUGAGACCAGAAUGCUUGUGACGGUCACGUGGUUGGUCUGUCUGGCCAAGCUGGUCACUGCAAGAAAAAACCUGGACACACCGGAGGACCAACAUCCCGCCUGCCGGAUGAACGACCGGUGCGUGGGGUCACUGACCCAGCGCUGGGUCAACGGCGACACGUACUGCUGCAACCAUGAGGAGGUCCUCACCAUCUACGUCCGCAGCGCUGACGACCCGAGUGAAAUGGUGCCACUGUUUAAGGCAGCCCACAUACGCUUUUGGGACUCUGAAUCUCCACACGGGAAACGCCGACCGGAAAAUGCCGGCAAGGCUUCGCAAAAGAACUUGACCCCCGCCAGAACAAAGAGCAAAGAACCGCGAACAGAGAAUUUCAACAUCUCCAUUAACCAGUCGGAAGCGGAGCGGUCGCCGUACAGGAUCCUUACCGGCAGACGUGACACUGAUCGUAGCAGACGUGACACAAGGCGUGACGUGAAUGACGCGGAUCACGUCGGAAGUGAUACAAUCCCCAGGGUACUUAGAGUACAGCAAGACGGCGGUCGGAGCAGGCGUCAUCACGGACGUGGCAUGGAUCGCGGCGGACGUGGCAUGGAUCACGUAGGACGUGACGCGGAUCACGAAGGACGUGACACGGAUCACGGCGAACGUGACAACCCCCGGUUCAGACGUAGCAUCUCGCUGCAAAAAAUGCUAGAGCGAGCAGAAAGCGAGACGGCGAAGGAAAUCUCCAACAAAAUCUCCAACCAAGACAGCGACUCGGGAUUGGCGAAAGUGGGAGAGUCAGUCCUCAACAACAUCGGGCAUUUGUUCUCCAUCCCCUCAGGAUACUCCAACACCACCCCCUCUACAACAACGAAACCCCAACCCAAACUUGCCGCCGUCGCCCGUGGCAACGCAGCCUCACCAUCGAGCAGACGGCUUGUGGCCCCGCAGCGUGUACACGGUCAGCACCAGCUGAUGUGCACGUGCGAGCCUAUGAGCAGGGUGGAGGAAGAGAUGAGCACGUUCAGCACGUUCCUGGCACUCCUCGCCCAGCUCUUAGCUUGCUAGUCGCGGCCGCCAUGAUUGUCGACCCGGAAGUUGAAGGUUCGGUUCUCGGCCUUGACAUUGGUGCGUCAUAGCGAGGGUCCAGACAAAAAUGUCAAGAAUCUUUUAAAUUCCUCUUAUUUUUCCCAUUUUAUAAAGUACAUUUGACUAAUAAUUGGGCAACUUAUAAAAUUUUUAAUAUGUUCACAUCACUUUGAAUAAAAUAACAAAAUAAUGUAUUUUUUGUCACUUCAUAAAGAAAUAAAGCAGGUGUAUAAAUUAAA